GAGAGAGAGAGAGAGAGAGGACGGUUGAAUGCGAUUACUACCUCCAUUUCACUUCUACUGCUACUUCUGGUCCGCUGGCUGGCUGGAGUCGAUCAGAUCUUCCUCCUACCACCAUCAUCACCAUCAUCAUCAUCUACUUACUGUCGUCCGGAGCUCUGGGGCUUAAGGUCUCUUCGCGAGAUUUUGGGGCCUGCUUUUGCAUCCGACGAUAUUCCUGCCCUCGCCCGCGGUGUGGGUGGCGGCGACCCAAGAGAAGUGUGGGCAACUUUUACAUGAUCCAUCACUCUGGGAGUGUCGAUUGCGCGCGAUUCUUCGCCACAGUGCACCAUUUUUCACAGUGCACGGGGACCGUGAUCACACCACGCACACGCACGAGAAAUAGAUAAGUGGGUGCUUCUGCCUCGUCGGGCUUCAUCGAAUCGGACUGGACUCCGAGGACUGGAGUGCUGUAGCGUUAGAGCUCGAGCUAGAGCGAGUGAGAAGAGUGAGAGAGCUAGUGGAGAAGCGACCGGUGUAUUUUUUUUCGUUGCACUGUCGUUUUCAGACUGGUCGAGACUUGUCCUCCCUCGACGACGAGUGCGCUUCUGCAAGAAAGAUCGUCAUCUUGGGGUUCAUCUCGUCACCGUCCGAGUGAGAGGGAAGAAAGAAAGAAAGGCAGGCAGGGCUUGGCUUGGCUCGAAAGCUGUUGAUAGAAGGUUUUGGAUGGACGGGUCAAGGUAAGGAGGGCUAGAGCAACUCGGGGAUCCUGGUCUGCACUCUCCUUUGGUUUUUGAAGGAGUUGGGAUUUGGACUGCCAACUGUUAAAUCGAAUUAUAACACCAUUGCUUACCAUCAAAGCACACUCAAUUGUCAGAGGGCAUUGACGCUGAUCGCAUAUCUUCUACUACAUCUACUCCUUACUGUCGUCCUUCUUCGUCCUCCUCAUCCUAUUCCUCCUCUCCUGCUGCCUCAUCCACGAGCACCAUCAUCAUUACAUCAGCAUCUCUCAACACGGCCCUCGCCCCACUGCGUAUUGUGCUCUCGUAUUUUUUGCUGAUUGGCCUCUGCAUUUGGCAAGGUCGCCUGAGCAACAAUCACCUGUUUCGCAAGUCUAAGAAUCGCCGCCUCUUCUUGCUGUUAUUUUUCUCUGAACAGUAGACUGCCAGAGGUGCUGGUUGAGUCAGAGAUAGGGAGCCAUUGUCUAGAAUGGGACGAGCUCCUUGCUGUGAUAAGGCCAAUGUGAAGAAGGGCCCUUGGUCGCCCGAUGAGGAUGCCAAACUCAAGGCCUUCAUUGACCAGAACGGCACCGGGGGCAACUGGAUCACCUUGCCGAGCAAAGCUGGUCUGAAGCGAUGCGGUAAGAGCUGCCGCCUGCGCUGGAUAAAUUACCUGCGCCCUGACAUAAAGCACGGCAGCUUCACCGAAGACGAGGAGACGCUGAUCUACAAGCUCCACGCGAGCAUUGGGAGCAGGUGGUCUCUGAUCGCCGCCAAAUUGCCCGGGCGCACAGACAAUGACAUCAAGAAUUACUGGAACACGCGCCUGAAGAAGAAACUGGGCGAGAAAUGCCUGGACCAAGCUUCGUCCGCGAGAUUCCAGCGCCCGUCCCCUCCGCAGCAGGACAGCUUCACCAGCGAGCGGAUUGACGACGUGGUCCCGGCCCCCUGUAAAGCCCCCGCCGCGCUCAACGGCCUGACCGCCCCCUCGGACGGCCUCCUCUCCCCCUUCCUCAAGCCCUCCCACCAGCAGCAGCAGCAGCAGUACUCCAAACUGCACGAUCGCACUUUGCUCCGCGACGUUGCGCAAGCGCAAGCGCAAGCCCAAGCCCAAGCCCUCCCCCCUAUGACGAUGCAGCACCAGCCCCAACCCCAACCCCAACCCCAGCCCCAGCAGCAGCAACAACACCAACACAACCACCAGCAGCAUCAACAUCAACAUCAGCAGCAGCAGCAGCAACAGGUUGGCUUGGUGAAAUCCGAGGUCCCCGUGGUGGCGGCCGCGAUGGCUGCCGUGGGGGUGGUGUCGACGGACGGAGGCGCCGAUGAGGAUGCCACGAGACAGCUGAUGAGGAUAGAGAGCAGCUUGAGGAGCUGCAUAUCGUCGCACCCUUCGUCGCACCCGUCGCCGGCGUCGUCGUGCAGCGGGAUUAGUACAGAUAGGAGCACGUAUGCGCCCACGGGGGCGCAGUGCGCAGAGAGUUCAUACUCGGAGUGCUUGAGCUCGGGCGGCUUUCGCGACGAGCAGCAGCAGCACUGCAUUCAGGAUCCGGAAGCGCAGCUGACGGCGAUCACCUCGGCCGCCUCGCCGACGCUUUUAGGCCAUAGUUCCGUCAUCCAGGCCGACGUCGGGGGCCGCGGCGCCGAGGUCCCGGCGCUGGAAUUCGAGCCCCGGCUCGCGGAUGUCGCCGCGUUAGACGACGAGAUGCAGGCGGCGCUGUUCGUGCAGGACGAAUUGAGUCCGGCGCACUGCAGAAAUCUCUUAGGCGUCGUGAAGGCGGAGGACUGCAAUUUUGAUCGAUACGACUGGUGGGGGGCCACGACGGGCAUAGUGGCCGCGCCCAAGCACCAGCCCCCCGCCCGCACUCUGAUUUCAGCGGCCGUCAAACAACAACAGCAGCAGCAGCAGCAGCAGCAGCAGCAACAUCAUCAUCAUCAACACCAACAACAACAUCAACAUCAGCAGCAGCAGCAGCAGCAGCAACAAGAACAGUUGCAGCUGCAGUAUCUGCAGCUGCAAUAUCUGCAGCAACAUCAACAUCACCGAUACGGGGAGCCGCUGAGCUCCACUCAAUUGUCUCUAGAUGAAAUUUCCAUGCAGUGCUACAUGAAACCCUCGUCCUGGACCCUCCCGGCCCCGUCCAGCUGCAAUGGCAACGCGAACCUGAUCUCGAUUGCGGAUUACAGCAAUCAGAUCAGACUGCCGUGGGACAGUGCAUGGGCCGAGACUCGGUAGAGAGAGAGAGAGGCCAGGCAUGGCGUGCGUGCGUACGUGCGUGCGGGCCGUUCUUGUGUACACCACGGCUCGUUUGUUCACUCGAUGAUUGAUUGAACGAACGAUGCGUUGGAAGUCUCUAAGGCUCGUCUCGGCACGCACGCCCGCACGCAGCCGUGUGGGUCUCGGGGGGGUUGGGUUUCUUCAGCCGAGCACGUCGUCCAAUUUAGUUCCGGGUUAAGUUUUGAUGGAAGGUGGCGGAUAGCAGCUAGAUACUGGUCGAUACCAACGGGGUGCAGCAUGCUUUUAUUUGCCUGCACCCCUCCAACCUUGUCAUUGAGAGUUAGCGAUGCGCCGAGAUCAUCUCUGGCAUCGGAAAGAGGAUACGGCACCUAGCACACAAGUUUACAGGAGCAGGAAUCCGAGGAAAGUUUAUAUUCUUCGACGAUUCUUCGGAAGAGUUCGUUAGCAGAUCGAGCAGGAGCAAGAGGAGGAGGAGGAGGAGGAGGAGAAGAAGAAGAAGAAGAAGGAACCCCAAGAAUCUCUGUUGAGGAGGAUGAGGAGGGAGUGAAUAACCAGCACCCAGCAACUUCUGAUCUACAUCACCUAUCUCAAUAUAACGUCAACCGUUCGUUUCGUUUCGUUCGAUUCGUUCGUUCGUUCGUUCGUUCGAUCGAUCGAUCGAUUUUCGUCGUCGUGUCGGCAGACGACGAUGACUGACUGACUGACUGAAGACGACGACGACGACGAAGAUAGUGCGCGUUUUAAGCACUCUUGUACAGAUGACCAGCGCGACGAGUUUAGUUAGGAAAAGGCCCUCUCGCUUAAAAGGAAAUAGUUCUCGAGUCACAAGUCGCCCCGAGUGAGUGAGUGAGUGAGUGGAGUGUACAGCUUAGCUUGCUCCAUAAGAUAAGCGUCGAUUCUUUCAACUCUUUGUAUCAAGAAGUGCCUCAAUUAGGCAUAGUGGUAUUGCGCCUCGCGUGCCAGCAGUCGUUCGUGGAGCUCUGCCAGCUGAGCUCAGCUCCCGACUGCCGCCGCAGCAGCAGCACCAGCAGCCGCAGCAGCAGACAAUGUGCCGGCACUCACAGCUGCGUGCCGGUGUGGAAUAAAGGUGCCAUCAUCUCCUGUAGAGAACAACAACCCCCUUCACUGCCGCACUCGCCCUAACAUCACUAUAUACACUACGACUCAAGCUGUAAUUCGAAGCUUGUCAGCAAUCCGGCUGUUAUAAUGCCGAUAUGGAAUAAAGGUGCCCGCGCACCAGCAUCGCUGCUUCUAUUCAC
Molecule: messenger RNA, 4193 nt
Organism: Marchantia polymorpha subsp. ruderalis
Lineage: Eukaryota; Viridiplantae; Streptophyta; Marchantiopsida; Marchantiales; Marchantiaceae
Source: the annotation of a GenBank genome assembly